Fraxinus pennsylvanica is the source of this 549-nucleotide messenger RNA. Lineage: Eukaryota; Viridiplantae; Streptophyta; Magnoliopsida; Lamiales; Oleaceae. The record is from the annotation of a GenBank genome assembly.
AUGAAGAUUCCAAGUAGGAAUCUCAAUCUGCCUUUUUCAAGUCCGGUUCCAUUACAAACCUUUGCAGGUGGUCAGGUCGACAGCAAUGCCGCUUAUUUUUCAUGGCCUACUUCCAGCCAGGUAACAGAUACUGCUAAAGAUAGGGCACGUUACUUUGGAAAUCUUCAAAAAGGGGUUUUACAUGAAACUAUUGGACGACCACCAUCAGGACAGCAAGCUACAACCCUACUUGAACUGAUGAUAAUAAGGGCAUUUCAUAGCAAAUUUUUGCGGCGCUGUAGUCUUGGCACUGUAAUUGGUUGCCGGAUCAGGCGGGGUGCGAUGACUGAUAUACUAGCUAUUCUUGUUUUUGUUGCUCGAAAAGUUCACAGGCAAUGGCUUAGUCAUGCUCAAUGUCUACCGACUACUCUCAAGGUUCUAAAUUUUGGUGAUUAUGUCAUUAAUUUUGGUUAUAUUCUGGCGGAGGAGAAGAAGGUGAAGGCCGAAACGUGGCUGGCGACGGUGGGACGGGGUGAGUUUUGGGAAGAAGUGUAUGUCCCUUCAAUCUAA